Messenger RNA from Silurus meridionalis, 2627 nucleotides. It is a transcript of the gene myadmb, whose product is annotated as myeloid associated differentiation marker b. Gene Ontology annotation, cellular component: membrane. The record is from RefSeq and is a predicted model, not a curated record. Bases 273 to 1154 code for a protein of 293 amino acids. The transcript has 2 exons. Lineage: Eukaryota; Metazoa; Chordata; Actinopteri; Siluriformes; Siluridae.
AAUGGUUGUUCUGUACUAUUAUGGAGAUUGUGGGCGGGGCAUGUGGAGGUUUUUCUCUCCCUCUCUCUCACUGUAAACUCCCAUCACUGAACUCGCACUAAAUAUCACACUCACACUUUUACACACACUCAGACACACGCACUCACACUCAGACUUUUACACACACUCACACACAGUGAGAAACUCCACGAGACGAGGAGACGAUCAGAUCAGACGUCCUUCAUCCGAACAUUGCAGCUGCACAGCUCAGGUGUGUCUGAGAUCUUCUUAUCAUGCCAGUGGUGUUCCACUCAUCCCCACUGUUUUGGUCGCGGGUGGCGGCCAUGGUGUUUGCGUGUGUAGCGUUUAGCGUAGCGCUGUACGGUGCACAUCUGAUCCACGGUACUGGAGACUGGUGUGUGUUCUGUUGGAGCUUCAGCUUUGCUGGAACACUACUGAUCCUCCUGAUAGAGCUCUGUGGCCUGCAGUCUCGUGCUCCGGUCUCCUGGAAGAACUUUCCCAUUACCUUUGCCUGCUAUGCAUCUCUGCUCUGUCUGUCAGCCUCCAUCAUCUUCCCUCUGUUCUUCCUAAAAGGUUACAGUGGACGUGAAGAAUAUGUCAACUGCAGAAUCGUCUCCACUGUCUUCUCUUGCCUUGCAACACUUGCCUACUUCAGUGAGGUCAGCCUGAGUAAGGCACGUCCAGGUGAGGUGUCUGGCUACAUGGCUACAGCGCCAGGUAUCCUGAAAGUCUGUGAGACCUUUGUCGCCUGCGUCAUCUUCGUUUUUAUCAGCGAUCCGGUGUCUUAUAACCAGAACGCAGCCACAAAAUGGUGUCUCUCAGUCUACUGCAUCUGCUUCAUCCUGUCGGCCACCAUCAUCCUCUUGUGCAUUGCAGAGUGGACGGGUCUGCUCCCUGUUUCCUUCCCACGCUUCCUAUCCACCUACGCUCUGCUCGCUGUGGCCAUGUACCUCUCUGCCACCAUCAUAUGGCCCAUUUACAAGUUCGAUGACAAACACGGAGGAACCAGCCACCGGCCUAAUGAGUGCACCUCCAUCAGGGGGCUCUGCCCUUGGGAUAAGCUCUUAUCCAUCUCCGUCCUCACGGCGCUGAACUUCCUGCUGUAUCUCGCAGAUCUGAUCUACUCCGCCAGGCUCGUCUUUGUUUCGGUUUAAUAACAGAACAACCUAACUUCGUUUUCCAAUACUCCUCCUCCUACUCAGCCCCAUCUCAAAUUACUCUCAUUAGCAUGAAUGCAGUGUGUUAGAUUAUCAUGUUCCCACAUCACUGUAGUCUCCGCCUCUUUUCUAAAGUUGUGAAAACAUUGUCUUUAAAUAAAGUUGCUGGUUAUCAAGUUUAACAGAUAACCAGGUUACAUACAUGUUCAUAGGGUUAGGGUAAGCAGGAAACACACCUCUCGCUAGUUAGUUAAAAACGUCUGUAUGAAUCGUUUAGCAGAAACCUGAAAACGCUAAGGUCAGAGAUGGAAGAGUAUUGGAAAGUGGGUGUGGUCUGAUGACAUUGUGGUGUCUGUGGUGUUCUGGUGGCUACAUGAACAUUCUUCUGUCCUGCAUCUGUUCUUGAAGGUCAGUGAGAACACCACAGACCAUGCUGAAACACUGUGUGGCUAAGCUUGAGUGUUUAUUCCUGUGUUCAUUUCGCAAUGUUUUGUGGGUUUUCUUAGUUUGAAGCGAUCAUAUGUUACCAAAGCACCUCAGAGUGAUUCUCUGAAGAAAAUUUCACAAUUCAUUUUUAUACAGUAAAACUUUUUUUAAAGUUUAUGGUGACCGUUUCUUAUUCAGCUUUUAAUAAUAUAUAAUCACAUUUAGAACUCUGAGCAGCGGUGAUUGCUACGCUGAGCGUUAGCGAUUAGUGCUAGAAUUGUUCACACUGAUGAUGAAUUUGACAGUGAACAGAGGCAUUGUGGAUUUUCCUCCUGUAAUUCCUCCAGAACCCUGAGAUGUUUCUCACGCUGAACCUCCAUUAAAACUGUUAUGUUGGUGAUUAUUAGCACACUGACAGAAUCUCAGUUGCACUUAAUAUAAUGCAGCAUGUGCUGCUAGCGCUGGUGCUAAGAAAACAUUCUGAUUCAUUUACAUGAAGAUUUUGGUGGUUAGCUAGACAUUAGCUCAUUAACUCAUUUUAUUCAUUUUCUCACAUUUAUUUUCCUAAAAAUAUAAAUUUGAACCACUUCAUGGAUUUUAGAUGGAAGCCAUUUUACAAAGGAAAUUCAAAAAGAAAAGACAUUACUGCUAAUGCUAUUACAGAUGAAAUGGGCUAAAACCAUCUUGAAGGCAGAACUAAUAAUGAAGAUGGCGAGAAACUGCAUGUAGAGUGAGAUCUUUGUGAGAUGUACAUGCCCAGACUUCAGUAUAAGUAUCUUCUGCUCUUAAAAUAAUCAGCAUCCUUUCAGUAUUCAGUAUUACAGCAUAUGUAUGCUAAUUAUGUUAAUAAUAUGCAAAUGAGGUGUUUGUAUGUAAAAAUCAGCUGUUUGUGUACUACAUUAUUACGUUGAAUCAGGUUACACACACGUGUGUUUGUUGUGGAGAGUGUGUGUGUAACAAAGGCUGUCACGGUGAUGUCAUUACUCUCACGUGGGUGCAUUGUGGGUAAACAAGCUCUAAAUAAAUAUAAAGGCAAAAGAAAAA